AUGCUUUCUCAAACCUUUAGAACCGCUGCCCGUGUCAACUUCAAGUCCUUGCCAACCAUUGGUGCCGUCAGAACCAAGGUGUCCCUUCCAGACUUGGACUGGGACUUCGGCGCUUUGGAACCUCACAUCUCGGGCCAAAUUAACGAAUUGCACUACACCAAGCACCACCAGACUUACGUCACCGGAUACAACACCGCCAUUGAGCAACAAGCCGAGGCCAAGGCCAAGGGUGAGGUCAAGAAGACCAUUGAAUUGCAAAAGAACAUCAACUUCCACGGUGGUGGCUACACCAACCACUGUUUGUUCUGGAAGAACUUGGCUCCCACCAGCCAAGGCGGUGGUGAGGCACCAGCCUCUGACUCUGACUUGGCCAAGAAGAUUGCUGAGCAGUACGGCUCGCUCGACAACUUGAAGGCCAUCACCAACGCCAAGUUGGCUGGUAUCCAAGGUUCCGGCUGGGCGUUCAUUGUCAAGAACAAGGAGAACGGUGGUGAAUUGGACGUCGUUACCACCUUCAACCAAGACACCGUCACUGGCCCAUUGGUUCCUUUGGUCGCUAUCGACGCCUGGGAGCACGCCUACUACUUGCAGUACCAAAACGUCAAGGCUGACUACUUCAAGGCCAUCUGGAACGUUAUUAACUGGAAGGAAGCCGAAAAGAGAUUCUUGGUUAACUAA
This is a messenger RNA of Suhomyces tanzawaensis NRRL Y-17324, 678 nucleotides long. RefSeq names its product superoxide dismutase (gene SOD2). Gene Ontology annotation, cellular component: mitochondrion. Lineage: Eukaryota; Fungi; Ascomycota; Pichiomycetes; Serinales; Debaryomycetaceae. The coding region runs from base 1 to 678 and encodes 225 amino acids. Gene Ontology annotation, molecular function: superoxide dismutase activity; metal ion binding. Gene Ontology annotation, biological process: superoxide metabolic process. The transcript has a single exon. The record is from RefSeq and is a predicted model, not a curated record.